Molecule: messenger RNA, 2327 nt
Organism: Danio aesculapii
Lineage: Eukaryota; Metazoa; Chordata; Actinopteri; Cypriniformes; Danionidae
Exons: 2
Coding region: 54-896 (280 amino acids)
Source: RefSeq, a predicted model, not a curated record
GUCUGGGAUAUGACUGACUAACACACACUCACACAGAUGAUUCCUGCAUUCUGAUGGAUUUCUCUCUCCGUCUAAGGAUGCUGGUGUUGUGGUGUUGUGUUCUUCUGCUUUUGUGUGGUCAGACUGAAGCGUCUCCUGUUGAAAACCUCCAUCUGCUCCAUCCGGACGAACACAAACUCAUCCUGAACCUCGGACAGAAAGAGAUCCCGCGGGACUGUCAUGAUCUGUGGCAGCGCUCGGGUGGUGAGGCACGGGACGGGCUGUAUGUGAUCCGGCCCGGAGGCUCCAGUAUCGCGGUGUUCUGCGCCAUGGCGGACGGUGGCUGGACCGUGGUGCAACACAUCACGGUCAACAGCAGCGUGGACUUCGACCGCUCCUGGGACGACUAUAAACGCGGCUUCGGCUCGCUCACCGGGAACCACUGGCUGGGCAAUGAGCACCUCCACCAGCUCACCAGCGGUGCCGAGCGAUUCAAACUCGGCAUUAAACUGGUGGACGGAGACGCGGUGACCAAAACCGGCGAGUACGACCCGGUACUGGUGGAGGACGAGCGGGCUCAGUACCGGCUGCGGCUCGGGCUGUUCACGGGCACCGCGGCGGACGCGCUCACGUCGGACACCGAGAACUAUCUGCACGACAACCAGCGCUUUACCACCAGAGACCGAGACAACGACAACUACUACCAGAACUGCGCCCGGCUGGAGUUCCAGGGUGUGGCGGGCGGUGGCUGGUGGUACGACGCGUGCGCGGGCGCCAACCUGAACCGAAGGAACGUCAUCUACUGGCAGAAAGACUGCAACAAAGAGCGCAUGUGCAAAUAUGCCUGGAUGAUGGUGAAGCCCUCAGAGCAGCUCAAAGUCAUCCGCAGCGGAGACUGUGGCAGAGACGAGCUCUGAGGGUUAAAAUACUACAAUAGUCUAUACUAGUGUUUUUGAAGCAUACUGAAGUGUUUUUACUGAUAUUACAGCAUUUUCCAUCAUAAUGUAAUAUCAACUAUAGUGAAAUUAAACAUACUGUAGUCAAGUUUUGUUUUUACUACAGUAAACUGUGGCGUAUUGUAGUAUAAUAUUACUUGUGUUACCAUAGCAACCGCAGAAUUGCCAUGACAAAUCAAUUACUAUGACUGUUGUUACCAUCACAACUGUAGAAUCAACAAGUUGUAUUACCAUAGCAAUCACAGAAUCGCCCCAACUGAUCAAUUACUAUAGUUGUUGUUACCAUAACAACUGUAGAAUCACAACAGUUCAAUUACUAUAGUAGUUGUGUUACCAUAGAAACUGUAGAAUCACCACCACAGAUCAAUUACUAUAGUUGUUGUGUUACCAUAGCAACUGUAGAAUCACCACAGCAGAACAAUUACUAUAGUAGUUGUGUUACCAUAGCAACUGUACAAUCACUACAACAGUUCAAUUCAGUUGUUGUGUUGCCAUAGCAACUGUAGAAUCUCCCCAACAGAUCAAUUACUAUAGUUAUUGUGUUACCAUAGCCACUGUAGAAUCACCACAACAGAUCAAUUACUAUAGUUGUUGUGUUACCAUGGCAACUGUCGAACCACCACCACAGAACAAUUACUAUAGUUGUUGUGUUACCAUAGCGACUGUAGAAUCACCACAACAGAUCAGUUACUAUAGAUGUUGUUACCAUAGCAACUGUAGAAUCAAAACAACAAAUGAAUUACAAUAGUUGUUGUGUUAUCAUAGCAACUGUAGAGUUGCCACAACCAAUUAAAGUACUUUAGUAUGAUCAAAAACACUAUAAUGUUUACUAUAUAUUACUGUUGUUUUUUGUGCAGGUGCUUCUAUGAGAUUUAAAGGCUGUUUUAACUUGCAACAAACAAACAUAAAUGACGUUUUUAAUAAGGGAACAAAAGCUUUAAGAAACUAUUUUUAAUUGUAUUUUUAUAGAUUUCCUACAAUGAAUGUUUAAGAGAGAUGACUAUUUAAAAAUGAACAUCACUCAUAUGGCGUUAAGCUGGUUUGCAUGGAGAAAUAUUUUUGUAAAAUGAUCUAUGAAGUUAUAUGUGUGUGCUGAAACUGUAAUUACAUAUACUUGUUGGCCUUUGGGGUGAAUUCUGUUGAUAAACAAAAACUUUUUUUUUACCUCUGAAAGUGAAUAUUUAUGAAUUCAGAUGCAUUAAUUCUGUCUGAAAACAUCUCAGGGUUAUGUCUUUUUGUUAGAAAGUAAUAUGUAGUAAUCAUAAAUGUGGCGUUCAAUGAUUUAAAAUUAUUUACAUUAGUUUCAAUGAAAUUCACACUAAGCAUUCUCAUUAGAUGUGCUACUACAUUUCAUACAGUCAUAUCAUAUUUGAAAUAAAUAUUAAAAACAAA